UCAUUUCAGAAACUUACACAUUGGAGUUGAACCAGAAUAUGCUCGCUUUGUAACUGCCACAAUUGGCGCAGCAGCAUGGAGGCGUCCGAGACGAGCACUGCCAGCCAAGACAAGAUCAUCGAGGGGCUCACCGAGGAGCAACUGCGAGAGUUCAGGGAUGCCUUCAGCCUCUUCGACAAGGAUGGAGAUGGAUCCAUCACCACCAAGGAACUGGGCAUUGUGAUGCGUUCCUUGGGACAAAAUCCCAGCGACACGGAGCUCCUGGACAUGAUCAACGAGGUGGAUGUCGAUGGCAACGGCACAAUCGACUGGACAGAGUUUCUGGUGCUCAUGGCCCGAAAGAUGAAGGACGCAGAUGCCGAAGAAGAUCUCAAGGAAGCCUUCACAGUCCUGGACAGAAACAGAGAUGGUUUUAUCACAGAGAUUGAGUUAAAGCAUGUUAUGCACCAGCUCGGCGAGUCGUUCACGGACGAAGAGAUCGCAGACAUGGUGAGAGAAGCUGACACAGACAAAGAUGGCAAAGUUAGCUACCCCGAGUUCGUAAAGAUAGUCAUGCCAAGGCAAUAA
Selaginella moellendorffii is the source of this 567-nucleotide messenger RNA. RefSeq names its product neo-calmodulin. The record is from RefSeq and is a predicted model, not a curated record. The coding region runs from base 76 to 567 and encodes 163 amino acids. Gene Ontology annotation, molecular function: calcium ion binding; enzyme regulator activity. The transcript is spliced from 4 exons. NCBI's taxonomy places the organism in Eukaryota, Viridiplantae, Streptophyta, Lycopodiopsida, Selaginellales, Selaginellaceae.